AUGAACGUUAAUUUCAAAGAUGGCGGCGGAGGGAGGAGGAGGGAAGGAGAUGAACGAAAUCAAAACUCAGUUCACCACUCGGGAAGGUGUCUACAAACUCCUCACUCACUCCGAAUAUAGCCGUCCCAACAGGGUGCCUUUCAACUCGCAAGGCUCCAACCCCGUCAAAGUCUCCUUCGUCAACGUCAACGACCAGUCGGGCAACGGCGACCGGAUCUGUUUCAAUGUGGGCCGUGAACUAUACUUCUACAUCUACAAAGGCGUCCGAAAGGCUGCUGACCUGAGCAAACCUAUAGACAAACGGAUCUACAAGGGAACGCAGCCCACCUGCCAUGACUUCAACCACCUAACAGCCACAGCAGAGAGUGUGUCCCUGCUGGUGGGUUUCUCAGCGGGGCAAGUGCAGCUCAUUGACCCCAUCAAGAAGGAGACGAGCAAACUCUUCAAUGAGGAAAGACUAAUUGACAAGUCCAGAGUAACGUGUGUCAAAUGGGUGCCAGGCUCCGAGAGCCUAUUCCUUGUCUCUCAUGCCAGUGGGAGCAUGUACCUGUACAAUGUGGAGCACACCUGUGGCACCACAGCACCACAUUACCAGCUCCUCAAACAGGGAGAGAACUAUUCUGUGCACACUUGUAAGAGCAAGUCCACGCGGAACCCUCUUCUCAAAUGGACAGUGGGUGAGGGGGCGCUGAAUGAGUUUGCUUUCUCCCCUGAUGGGAAGUUCCUGGCCUGCGUAAGCCAAGAUGGCUUCUUAAGGGUGUUCAACUUUGACGCUGUGGAGCUACACGGCACCAUGAAGAGCUAUUUUGGUGGCUUGUUGUGUGUGUGCUGGAGCCCUGACGGAAAGUACAUAGUUGCAGGUGGAGAGGAUGACCUAGUGACUGUGUGGUCAUUUCUGGACUGCCGGGUCAUCGCCCGAGGUCACGGGCACAAGUCAUGGGUGAGUGUGGUGGCGUUUGACCACUACACUACCAGUGUAGAGGAGACUGACCCUAUGGAGUUCAGUGGCAGCGAUGAGGACUUCCAGGAUCAGAUGAUCCACUUUGGACGAGACCGGGCCAACAGCACACAGUCCCGGCUCUCCAAGCGCAACUCUACAGAUAGCCGGCCUGUUAGUGUUACGUACCGGUUUGGCUCAGUGGGCCAGGACACUCAAUUGUGCCUGUGGGACCUCACAGAGGACAUCCUCUUCCCCCACCUGCCUCUGUCGCGGACACGAACACACACUAACGUUAUGAACGCAACCAGCCCCCCGGCAGGUGCCACAAUAAUCACUAACACCCCUAACAAUGCUACUAAUGGAAACAACAGUGGUGCCAUUACACCUGGCAUAAACUCCGUCUCAAUGACAUUACCACGCUCCAACAGUCUACCACACUCGGCCAGCUCCACCACUACUGCAAACAGUACCAAUAAGGCCGGCAGCGGUGGAGGCAUUGGUGGAAUCGGUAGCGGUAUUAUGGACAGUGCCAUCGCCACAGGUGUGAGCAAGUUUGCCACACUGUCGCUCCACGACAGGAAAGAACGUCACCAUGAGAAGGACCACAAACGAAACCACAGCAUGGGCCACAUCAGUAGCAAGAGCAGUGACAAGCUCAAUCUGCUGACCAAAACCAAAACAGACCCUGCUAAGACUCUGGGUACUCUGCUGUGUCCACGCAUGGAGGAUGUGCCCCUUCUUGAGCCCCUCAUCUGUAAAAAGAUAGCACAUGAGAGACUGACUGUACUCAUAUUUUUAGAGGACUGUUUAGUGACUGCUUGUCAGGAGGGAUUUAUUUGCACAUGGGCGAGGCCAGGCAAAGUGGGUUUAUUGUCAUCCCAAAACCAAGCCAGCUCUCCCAGUGGAACAGUAGUAUAGCCACAAUAUUUCUGCUGCUAAAGAACCCUGCAACCCAGAGUCUGAUGCUGCUCUUCACCCCGCAAGCAUUGCAAGUUUUUUUUUCUCCUUUUUAUACCCCAUCCCCUCCCUGGUUAUAUUAAUUGCUUUUCUAUUAUUUUCAUUUGUCAUUCACUUGACCUAGAGGAGGAAUGAAGCAAGAAAGGAUGCAGUGCAAUUUUGGAGGAUUGCGCUAAUGUCUCUGGAAUUUUAACACAUUUUAGAAUUUGUGUAUCUUUUCUAUCACACGCAGAUCUCACCUGACUGUUUUUUUCCCCCUCCCCCCCUCUGGAUUUCAAGCUUGGCUUUGUUAGAUGCAAACCAGUCAAUUGAGGCUUGCCAUUAAAGGGACAGUUCCUUCAAUUUUCAUAAUCUGUUAACCCUUUUUUUUAACCUAGCCUAGUUUCAGAGGCUAAGAGUUACUGACUAAAUAUGCACAUUGAGCGAACUGUCCUAACCAAGUGUGUGGGCAUCUUAAGAAUUUGCAUCCAUCCACAUUCAUGCACCACUUUUUGUCUCUCCAGUAGAAUCUCCUCAACAACUUUGCACUGAUUUUGUUAGUUAUUAUGUUUGUUUUUAUAAUUACAUUAAUGGAACAAAAAACAAAAAGAGGGCUGAGGACUGCCAUGUUGCACUCGGCUUUAACAUCCUCAGUCUUUGAAACCUGAAUCUCUAAAGCUGGAUGCUGCAAUCAUAGUCUUUUUAAAGAAAAGUUGUUUGCACUUAAAUUAGUUUAUUAGAAGAAAAUGGCUUUACAUUUUUGGGUGUGCUCAGAACUCACAGACGGCUAAUACAGUAGGCGAAAAAAUGAUGAAACUAUUAAAACCUUUAUCUAUUGAGCAUUUAUUUUAAUAUUAUUUCAGAUUCAAAUCUGCUCUGUAUCAUAAUGUGUAUAUUGUAAUUCAGUUAUUUGAUGGGGGGGCCUAAGGAAACGACCAUUACUCCAGUGGAAGUUUUGUCAUUGAUAGUUAUAUUUCUAAAGCCUAAAGUAUACAUAUUAAUAAUAUUAAAAUAAUCUUGAAUACACAGGCUUCUGUUCUUUUUCUU
This is a messenger RNA of Lampris incognitus (smalleye Pacific opah), 2923 nucleotides long. RefSeq names its product WD repeat domain 20a (gene wdr20a). NCBI's taxonomy places the organism in Eukaryota, Metazoa, Chordata, Actinopteri, Lampriformes, Lampridae. Gene Ontology annotation, molecular function: protein binding. The coding region runs from base 20 to 1858 and encodes 612 amino acids. The transcript has 4 exons. The record is from RefSeq and is a predicted model, not a curated record.